AUGGCGUCUCCGGCUACUGCUGCUCAGCAGCACCAAGGACUUCCCUCCAUCACGACCCUCACCAAUGGCCUGCGACCAUCCGCUCCCAUCUCGCCCGAUCAGCAAUCAACGUCCGACACCACCCGUGAUUCUGGCACAUGGCCGCAACCACAAAAUAAGCACAACUCGGCGAACAGUGGCCUCCAGGUUCACACGCUCCUCAAUCACCCGGACGAGUCACCUUCUCGAAGCUCGAUCCCGAACACACCAUCAUCUGCGAGGAUUCCGGCCUCUGCGACUUCUCAGCUUCCAUCAAUCAACCAAGGAUUUGCUGACAACAAUGCCAAUCGAGAGAGCUACAACAGCUACAACAGCAGAGAUAGCUACAACCGAGACAGCCUCGGCCGCGAACUGAACCGCGACAGUUAUCAGGAGUCCCGCCGGAGCAGUGUCGACAGCCGAAUGCACCAAGGCUUCAACAGCCUAUACAUCAAUGGACCCGGUCCUCACUCACCAUACGAGAGUGCAAACACCUCGCAAGUCUCACUUGCGGCCAGCCUGCGUCGACCAAAUGGCAAUCCAAUGUCGCCGCACAGCGCUCGUUCGAGCCUUCGCGGCAAUCCAGCACCUCGCAUAGCGCCUCCGAUUAUGCCAGUCAAUCGUGGUCCCGGAGUCCCAGAUCCUACUGCUUCCAAGCCCACACAAGGUUACGCUUGGGCUUUCCCAGAUGAAGCAAUCCCAGAGGAGAGGCGUGGCUCUGAUAGUGGGGAGUCGAGCGUGGAUCACAACGUGUCCAGACAGAACAGCUACGCGGCGUCUUCUGUUCGCAGCAGUAUCUUCUCCGUCGACUCGCAGAUGCCUCACGGCCAGCGGCGCUUUCAGGAGGAUGAUCCAAAUACAACGCACCAUCACAGCAUGCAACACAGAUCAAUUCAGGGUCUGCAGAGCGACGAUAUGACGCCACAGGGCGUGGGCAAUUACAGCCGCACGCCGGAACUUCGUGUGAGCCAUAAGCUAGCCGAGAGGAAGCGCCGCAGCGAGAUGAAGGAUCUGUUCGAGGACCUCAACAAAGCGGUACCAUCCAGCGGCGGUACAAAGGCGAGCAAGUGGGAGAUCUUAACGAAAGCCAUCGAGUACAUCCGAACCACGCAACACCAGGAGCGCAAUCUUCACGCCGAGAUUCAACGCCUCCAACGAGAGACGGAGUACUCGCGCGAAGCACACAAGGAGAAUGAAGAGCUCAAGACCGAGGUGCAAGUAAUGUAUCAGCACCUACGCCGUCUGGACCCAAAUGCGACUCACAUGUAUGGCCGCCUCAGCCAACAGCUCAGCCAACAACAAGGACAACUUCAGACAAACGGAAAUCCAAACAUCUCGCUGCCCCCGCUGAAUACGGCAUCAGGCGCUAGUCAAAGUGGAUCGUUCGGCGGCGCUCCAGGCGCCCCGAUGCAAGGAGUGGAGUACAACUAUAGUGCCGGGCGAUAG
Molecule: messenger RNA, 1464 nt
Organism: Zymoseptoria tritici IPO323
Lineage: Eukaryota; Fungi; Ascomycota; Dothideomycetes; Mycosphaerellales; Mycosphaerellaceae
Exons: 4
Coding region: 1-1464 (487 amino acids)
Biological process (GO): positive regulation of transcription by RNA polymerase II
Cellular component (GO): RNA polymerase II transcription regulator complex
Molecular function (GO): protein dimerization activity; DNA-binding transcription factor activity
Source: RefSeq, a predicted model, not a curated record